This is a messenger RNA of Pestalotiopsis fici W106-1, 1467 nucleotides long. Its product is annotated as mRNA cap guanine-N7 methyltransferase. Gene Ontology annotation, biological process: 7-methylguanosine mRNA capping. The transcript has a single exon. NCBI's taxonomy places the organism in Eukaryota, Fungi, Ascomycota, Sordariomycetes, Amphisphaeriales, Sporocadaceae. Gene Ontology annotation, molecular function: mRNA 5'-cap (guanine-N7-)-methyltransferase activity. Gene Ontology annotation, cellular component: nucleus. Bases 1 to 1467 code for a protein of 488 amino acids. The record is from RefSeq and is a predicted model, not a curated record.
AUGGCUAGCGACGCAGAAGACAACGUGAGGCCAAAGAAACGUCUCGUGCCUGGCACCAAGCGCAAGCACUCUCAAUCUCCCGAGCGCAGUGGUGGAAGGAGCGCAAGACGUGAAGAGUCCGAAGACCAAGACGAGUUGCCGCAGCCCUACGAUGCAAAGAAACUCGAACCCGCCAAGAAGCGCCAACGAUCGACGUCCCCUUCAGCUGGAGCCCGCAAGCAGAAGAGACCUGGUCGAGUAGCACGUCUCUCCUCGCGCGAACGAGACGAAGCAAGAAGACGCCAGGAAGAGCGCGAAAAGGCUGCUGCCAUUGCCGCAGAGCAGGCCGCGAGGGGCGCUAUUAAUGAUGUCGUGCGACAGCACUACAACGCGGUGCCCGAGAGAGGUCGAGACUGGCGCAAGACAGACAGCAACAUCAAGGGCCUACGAGUGUUCAACAAUUGGGUCAAGAGCACCAUCAUUCAAAAGUUCUCGCCCGAUGAGGAUCACACACCAGGUGCCCAUGAGCAGGGCAGAGAUUUAGCCGGCGUCGGAGGCAAAGAAUUGCUGGUCCUCGACAUAGGCUGCGGAAAAGGUGGUGACUUGGGAAAGUGGCAGCAGGCACCCCAACCCGUACAACUCUAUGUUGGUCUGGACCCCGCCGAAAUCUCGAUCCAACAGGCUGAGGAUCGCUACCAUCAAAUGUCACAACGAGGCGGACGAGGCGGCAGGGGUGGCAGGGGCGGCCAUAGGGGUGGCCGCAACCAACGCUUGUUUGAAGCCUAUUUCUACCCCAAAGAUUGCUACGGCACUUCAAUCGGUGACAUCAACAUUAUCCAGGAUGUCGGUUUCGAGUCCUCCAAUCCUGCUCGCGGUUUUGACAUUGUCAGCAUGAUGUUUUGCAUGCAUUACGCCUUUGAGUCGGAGCAGAAGGCUCGUCAGAUGCUCAAGAAUGUUUCGGGGGCACUCAGAAAGGGCGGUCGGCUGCUUGGAUGUAUACCCAACUCUGAUAUCAUUGGUGAAAAUGUCACCAAAUUCAACGAACGCAUGAGCGCCAAGAAAGCUGAAGAAGCCGACGGUGAAGCACCCCCAUCUGAUGACCAUGAGGAGGGAGAAGCUGAGCAAACGGCGGAAUGGGGCAACAGCCUGUACAGAGUGAGAUUCCCCGGCAAGACUCCAGAAGACGGCAUCUUCCGACCUCCUUUUGGCUGGAAGUACAACUUCUUCUUGGAUGAAGCAGUCGAAGAGGUGCCCGAGUACGUUGUGCCAUGGGAGGCGUUCAGAGCUCUUGCAGAAGACUACAACCUUGAAUUGCAAUGGCAUGAAUCCUUCAAGGACAUUUGGGAGAAGGAGAAAGACGACCGAAUACUGGGGCCGCUCAGCGAAAGAAUGGGCGUUCGCGAGCGGGGUGGUGGUCCGAUGCUCGUCACACCCGCGGAGCUGGAGGUUGCAAAUUUCUACGUUGCAUUCUGUUUUUACAAAGUCUAA